Messenger RNA from Cajanus cajan (pigeon pea), 1207 nucleotides. Its product is annotated as rRNA 2'-O-methyltransferase fibrillarin 2. Lineage: Eukaryota; Viridiplantae; Streptophyta; Magnoliopsida; Fabales; Fabaceae. The record is from RefSeq and is a predicted model, not a curated record. Gene Ontology annotation, biological process: rRNA methylation; box C/D sno(s)RNA 3'-end processing. Gene Ontology annotation, cellular component: small-subunit processome; nucleolus; box C/D methylation guide snoRNP complex. Gene Ontology annotation, molecular function: histone H2AQ104 methyltransferase activity; rRNA methyltransferase activity; RNA binding.
AAAAUCAAAACCCUCACUCGUAAACCCUAACAUUUCUGUUGGGUUCAGCUAUAAGUUCCUCUAUAAGUUUGCAUCCUCUAUAAAAAAUCAAAACCCUCACUCGUAAACCCUUUACUUUGUCGCCGUUUGCAUCCUCUGCUAUUGAAGAUGGCUCCUCCCAGAGGUCGUGGUGGGUUCAGAGGUGGCAGGGGUGACAGAGGUAGAGGAAGGGGUGGUGGAGGAAGAGGAGGAGGAGACAGGGGUACACCAUUCAAGGCUAGGGGUGGUGGUAGAGGUGGAGGCAGGGGUGGUGGACGUGGAGGAGGUAGGGGUGGUGGAAUGAAAGGUGGGAGCAAAGUUGUUGUUCAACCCCACAGACAUGAUGGUAUUUUUAUUGCUAAGGGUAAAGAAGAUGCCCUUGUUACCAAGAAUCUUGUUCCUGGUGAAGCUGUUUAUAAUGAGAAAAGGAUUACUGUUCAGAAGGAGGAUGGUUCAAAGGAUGAGUACAGAGUUUGGAACCCUUUCCGCUCUAAGUUGGCUGCUGCUAUUCUUGGUGGAGUUGACAACAUAUGGAUUAAACCUGGAGCCCGAGUCCUUUACCUAGGUGCUGCUUCUGGGACUACUGUUUCUCAUGUGUCGGAUGUUGUUGGCCCAACAGGAGUUGUCUAUGCAGUGGAAUUUUCUCACAGAAGUGGGCGUGACUUGGUCAAUAUGGCUAAGAAACGCACUAAUGUUAUACCUAUUAUUGAAGAUGCUAGACAUCCAGCUAAGUACAGGAUGUUGGUUGGUAUGGUUGAUGUCAUAUUUUCUGAUGUUGCCCAGCCUGAUCAGGCAAGAAUUUUGGGACUGAAUGCUUCUUAUUAUCUCAAAGCCGGAGGUCAUUUUGUUAUUUCAAUCAAGGCCAAUUGCAUAGACUCGACAGUCCCUGCUGAGGCAGUGUUUGAAAGUGAAGUGAACAAGUUGAAGGCAGAUCAAUUCAAACCAUUCGAGCAAGUCACCCUUGAACCAUUUGAGAGGGACCAUGCUUGUGUGGUUGGUGGAUACAGAGUGCCCAAGAAGAAAAAAGAUGCCGCUUAGUAGUUCAUUGCCCUUUCAGUACCAAUGUUCAUUUUUGGGGGUUUUGGCCACUUCAGAUUUCUGAUAAUGUUGUAUUAAAAUUUAAAACCGCUUCUCAGACAUAGUUCUAUUAUAUGGUAGUAUCUGCUACGCAGAAGCUUUUGACCAAGAA